AUGGCGGCCUCCUCGGAACGGGCGGCGGCGGCCGAGGCGGAGGGUCGCGUGCGGGCCUGGGCGGAGGCGCAGCGGGCGCGCGGGCGCCGCGUGGCGCUGGUGACGUCCGGCGGGACGCAGGUGCCGCUGGAGGCCCGCGCGGUCCGCUUCCUGGAGAACUUCAGCAGCGGGCGGCGCGGGGCGGCCUCGGCGGAGCGUCUGGCGGCCGCCGGCUACGGGGUCUGCUUCCUGCACCGGGCGCGCUCGGCUUUUCCCUGGGCGCGCGCCCUGCCGCCUCCGGGCCCGGCCCUGCUGGACCUGCUGCGCGUGCACGAGGAGGACGGGGCGGUGCGCGUGCGCGACGGGGCUCUCCCGGCCUUGCUGCCCGCCCUGCGCGCCUACGGCCGGGCCCGGGACGACGGAGCCUUCCUGGCGCUGGAGUUCGCCGGGCUGGCCGAGUACCUGGCCCUGCUGCGCGCCGCCGCCCGCGCCCUCGCCCCGCUCGGUUCCAACGCCAUGUUCUACUUAGCAGCGGCUGUGUCAGAUUUCUACAUCCCCCCUUCAGAGAUGCCUGAACAUAAAAUCCAAUCCUCUGACGGGCCCCUCCAGAUAACCAUGAAGAUGGUACCCAAAAUGCUGUCCCCGCUGGUUAAAGAAUGGGCCCCUGAGGCAUUCGUGAUUUCCUUCAAGUUGGAAACGGAUCCGUCGAUCCUGGUUGAGAAAGCCAGGCAGGCCCUGGCAAAAUACAAUCACCAGGUGGUCAUCGCCAACGCCCUGGAUUCGCGAAGAACCUCGGUGAUCGUGGUCACUAAGGAUUCAGAGACCCCGUUGUCCCUUUUGGAGGAGGAAAUUGCCCGAGGUGUAGAGAUUGAGGAAAAGAUUGUCAGCCACCUGGUAUCCCAACACAGAGCCUUUGUGGAAAAAUAAUUGCCAGUGGAUAAAAGUCAAUUCUUUCUCAAUUAUAAAUUUAAGAACCGCUAGGAGCUGGUGGUGGUGAAGCUGGAGAAACUGGAAAGCUUCUAUUAGCUGUUAACAGAGACCUCUUUAACUGGGGUCAAGGAGGCGAAAUCUGAUUGCACAUCUUCAGACCCGUUUGCUGCUUGUUGGUGGGAAGGUUUAAAGAACAGGAACAUUCCAAGCUGUGACUCGUUCUGGUGUGUGAUUGGUACAAUCACUGGGGUUGGCGUUUUGGUGACCAGGCAGACAAAAACCUCUCUGAUUAUUAUUUUUUCCCUGCUGCCUUGGUAAAAAUCACUCAGGAAAAUUUAAAAAGCGUUCUAGUCAAUUUCUGAAUCUUAUUAUUCCGUCUUGAAUUAUGCCAGUUUGCACAAAAUAAUGAGAGUCUCUAGGCCAGUAUGUGACUUGCUGACUUUGGGCAUCCUAAAAUUAUUAAACUGGUCAAAUAAUAGAUCAAUUGGA
This is a messenger RNA of Protobothrops mucrosquamatus (brown spotted pit viper), 1398 nucleotides long. RefSeq names its product phosphopantothenoylcysteine synthetase (gene PPCS). Gene Ontology annotation, molecular function: phosphopantothenate--cysteine ligase activity. Gene Ontology annotation, biological process: coenzyme A biosynthetic process. Bases 1 to 906 code for a protein of 301 amino acids. The record is from RefSeq and is a predicted model, not a curated record. The transcript has 3 exons. Lineage: Eukaryota; Metazoa; Chordata; Lepidosauria; Squamata; Viperidae. Gene Ontology annotation, cellular component: nucleus; cytoplasm.